CACAACAGUGGUUUGCAGCACUUUUUAUAUACAGCCGGUGUGAGUCCGUUGCACACGUUGUGAUAGCACCUGUUGUAAUUGUCACAUUGUAUUCCAUCCUCGACCGUGAAGACACACACGGGUCUAUCACUGCGACGUUUUUCACUGCUACUAAUUACGGAAGCUCGUUAAGCGGAAGCUUUUUCUAUUCUGUCCAGAACCAUUUGAUACAUGUGAAUCAUUUGGCCCGCGGUGGUCAUUAGUCGCGGUACAUGAUGCCUUCUACAGUUGCUAUCUCUCCGUCAGAUACUGAAGGGGAUGGGCGUUGGAUGAGUCAACAUACAAGGUUCGUUUGCCAGGCCCGAAAGAAAGAACCAGAUGUUGUAUUACUUGGUGACUCCAUAUUCGUUUACAUGCAGUUUACACAGACGUACAAAAAGCACAUAGAGCCCUUACACUGUGUAAAUUUUAGUAUUGCUAAUGACCAGACACAAAAUGUAUUGUGGAGAAUCGAAAAUGGAGAACUGGACGGCUUUUCGCCUAAGGUGGUCGUAAUCAUGAUUGGUAGUCACAACGUUGGUGAUUCGGAAGAAGAGGUUGUUAAAGGGAUCCUCUCCGUUGUUGAAAAGACAAAAUCUAAGCAACCUCGCGCUUCCUUAAUAGUUAUGGGUCUUUUACCAUGUGGUCGAACUCCAAACAAAAGACGCACGAAGCAUGAACAGAUUAAUAAACUCCUUACUGAAGCUUUCAUCUGUCGACCUGAUGUCACAUACUUGAAUCCUGACUGGGAUAAUUUUAUCCAACAAGAUGGAACUAUUUCACAUCGUGAUAUGUUCGAUUAUAUGCAUCCUACCGAAAAUGGUUAUGAAAAACUCUGCGACCCUUUACUAGAAGAACUUCAAAAUUCUCUGCACACAUUCUUAAAAACCAACGCACCCAAUAGUUUUGUUGAAGAUUCAUAAUUUCCAGGCUCCAGACAUUUUGGUAUUCUGUACAAUAUUAUUCCUAUUUCUGAGUCAAUUCUUUGUUUAUUUAAUUUUGGAUAUAAAUUACUGUGCUUCAUGGCUUUUCAUUCAUAAACUUAUUGGUGCAUUAUUAUUUGGGUUUCAUCACUUUCUUAUUCCCUUACUUGACUUAAUUCAUCGUUCACUUAUAAUAAAAUUUUAAUACAAGGUUUCCAUAGCUCUAUUUUCACUUGGUUACUUUGUUUAUUGAAUUUAUUUUGUUAUUCUGACGACUACCUUGUGUCAUUUGAUUCUCUUUACCACUUGCUGCGGGCUUUAUCUAACUUAUCAGUGACUAGUUUAUUUAUUUCGUACUUCAGACAUUCUUUCAUAUACUUCAGUUGUAUCCUUAUGGAUCAACUCUUCAGUGAUCAAUUGUUUGGUGGAAAUUAUACCUAAUACGGAAUAAACUGUUUAGUUUUAUAUUUCAAACAAAUUUUCUUAUUGAUAAUUUUGACUAAAGCAAUAAAAAUGGACAUAGCAGAACUUUAAGCUAUCUUCAUAUGUUAAAUAAUGUGGAUAUUUGUAAGUCAACUAUUCUUAAAUAAAAACUAAGAGCAUACGGA
Molecule: messenger RNA, 1549 nt
Organism: Schistosoma mattheei
Lineage: Eukaryota; Metazoa; Platyhelminthes; Trematoda; Strigeidida; Schistosomatidae
Source: the annotation of a GenBank genome assembly